Messenger RNA from Diversispora eburnea, 267 nucleotides. The record is from the annotation of a GenBank genome assembly. NCBI's taxonomy places the organism in Eukaryota, Fungi, Glomeromycota, Glomeromycetes, Diversisporales, Diversisporaceae.
AUGAAUGACAAAGUGAAAUUACCACAUAGUCAUUACCUCCAGUCCAAAAAUUAUAUAACGUGUGAGGAGGAUAAUGAUCUUGAUGUGAUGAUGAUGAUAUUCUUAUUAAAAAUCACAAGAACAGAUUUUGAUACUAAAGAAAAAAUACUUAGAGGAAUAUCAAUGAUAAGGAAACAUUAUUCUCUUCAAUAUUUUUCUCAAAAUAAGUUUAAGUUUCGUAAAACAAGUGAAAAAUAUUCGACAACUCUUAAUGGUUACAUGUCAUGA